Manis pentadactyla (Chinese pangolin) is the source of this 2664-nucleotide messenger RNA. It is a transcript of the gene FAM229A, whose product is annotated as family with sequence similarity 229 member A. NCBI's taxonomy places the organism in Eukaryota, Metazoa, Chordata, Mammalia, Pholidota, Manidae. The transcript has 3 exons. The record is from RefSeq and is a predicted model, not a curated record. The coding region runs from base 2115 to 2501 and encodes 128 amino acids.
CAUCAAGUGCUUGCUAGCCAUGGAUGCCAACUAACUUCUUCAAUCGAAGGCCGGAGGAUCAUAUCUGGUUCCAGAAGCCGCUUGAGCAGGUCCUGGCAUUCGGCUGAGAUGCCCAGAUGGGUGGGGAAGGACACCCCCUUCUGCUGCUGCCACAGCAUUUUAGGGAUGUUUGUGUCAUCAAAAGGUAGGCUGGCACAGAGCAUGACAUACAGGACCACACCCAUGCUCCAGACAUCACCCUUCUUGCUGUCGUGGGGAAUACCCUGCAGCACCUCGGGGGCAGCGUAGGCUGUGCUGCCGCAGAAGGUCUGGCUCAGCUCCCGGCAUGACUUGGGCAACACCUUGGCAAAGCCAAAGUCAGUCAGCUUCAGGUUGAAACCCUGCAGCAAGGCGUUCUCACACUUGAGGUCCCGGUGAGCCACGCCACAGCCAUGACAGUAGCGGAUGGCCUCCACCAUCUGAUGGAAAAGGGCCUUGGCCAGGCUCUCAGGUAGUGGCCCUCCAUUCAACACACAGUCAAAGACAUCCCCUCCCUCAGCCAGCUCCAUCACCAGGUAGAUUUUCCCAUCAGCAGACUCCAACAUCUCAUAUACCUGGAUGAUGUUCUUGUGGUUCAGGGUAUGGACAAUCUGGAGCUCCCGAGGCAGGAAUCUCUGGAUAAAUUCUGAGGAAACAAGCGGGAAAACAUGGGGUAUCAAGUUCAGAAGGGCCUAACUCCUCUUUCCUGUCUCCUCUUUUCCAAAUUCUCUCUGCCUAUCUGCCCACUUUGUCCAGGUUUUGUGCCUUGACUCCUGUUAACAGUCUUAAAAACAUCUAGCUGCUUAGAUAUUGCAAAGAAUAUUCACUGCUGUUAUUUUUGUAGUUACUACAUUAUUCAAACAAACUCCUCCCUGCCAGCCUCAAGAACUGUUGUGAGUAGCCUAUGAGACCGUAUCAAAGUGCUUUGAGGACUUUUAGACAAAAUCAUUCAAUCUCAGGAGCCCUGAUUGCUCACAGAAUAGUGAGCCAACUCCUCUCACCCUUGCAUCCUGACCCAGUUAUUUCCGUGAGCCGUCUUCCUUUUUCCCAUCUCUUGCCACCUUCCUGGGCACCAGAUCCUGCCUCUGCUAGCCCUGGCCAUGACCUGUCAGUCUCUGUACCCCUCCUGGAAUUGGAAAGGCCUGGCAGGCUUGGGUCCUGCCCCUUUAAUUUUGGGUGUUGGAGGGUAUAAUGUUCCCUGACUCCCAGCAUCCUCUGUUCCGCACUGACCUACCCAAGAGCCACAAUCUCUCUUGCUUUCCUUGGUUCCAGACUAAAGGGGAGGAGGGCAUGACUGGAGAAAACACCCACCCCACCUCAGCCAGACCUCCCUUCCUCCAAAGGGGCCCCAGCUCACCUUCUGGCCCUCCCAUCUUGUCUAUAAUUUUAAUUGCCACUUUUCUUUGGUGUUUUUUGGAAAAUGCUUCUUUGACUUUUGAGUAGGUCCCUUCCCCAAUGGUCUUGCCCAGCUCGUACCCAUUGGAGAGGAGAAAGUCCUCCAUGCUGUCUAGCGUCUCCUUACUUCCUGUCACCCUCUCAGCUCAUGCUGUCUCUGUGAGGCAGCUCUACUCCACCAUCGCCCUCGGCCUGCGCUUUUUCCCCCCAAGGACUUCAUCCGCAGCCACCCCAGCGCUAGAACAUUCUCCUUAGGGACACAGCAGCCGCGAGUGGUGGGGAGGGAGAGGGCCGGACAUUUUUUAACUGGCCCAAUUGUGAUGUAAAUGCUGUGUGACCCUUGAGUAAACUGGGCAAUGCCCCUAUCUGCCCUCACCACCACCAAACCCAGCACCAAUUAGGUCGCUGCUGCGCCCCUGCCCGGCGCCAGCAGGGAGUCGCAGCCCCGCCUUUAGGGGGUGCUCCGCGGGGUCUGCGUGCCGCCCAGGAAGACUGGCUCCUUUUCGAAGACGCGCCCCAAGCGGCUGUUUGCCCUCGCCUGCUGCGCCCCCAUCACGCAUCUGGGGGUCGACGCGAACCGGUCUCAAGGCGCAAUGGCAGGAGUCCUCCGGCUCCCCACCGCGCUAAGUGCUGGGACGGUUGAGGUUCCCCGGCGGGAAGAACGGGCUCUGUGAGGUCAACGCGCCGCGGCCCGGGUCACAAUGCAACCCUCCCCUUCGAAGCCCGGGUCUGGACGCACUGCAGACACCUGCCCGAAGCUGCCUGGACUGGAGCGUCCUGCUGCUGCCAGGGCACCGGCAGCUGCUUUCAGCCUGGAACCGGCCUCGGCCUCCCGCAGAACGCCCCGGGGCCUGGACAUGAGUGCCCAGGAGACCCCGCAGGGUCGGAGAUUACCGCUUGAGGCCGGAGAUUCCCCUGGCCUUGCCGCCGCACCCGAGUCACAGGACAGUCCGGAGCAGGUACCUACGGAGCACAACCCAGUCAGGCCGCUUCGACGCUGCCCCGGCUGCCACUGCCUGACACUGCUGCACGUGCCCAUCGACGUCUACCUGGCCAUGGGCGGGAGCCCCCGGGCCCGGGCCACCUGAGUGCGCCUGCGCACGGAGGCUCCGCGGGAGCCGGGCGGUAACAAGGCCUCUCCGCGGGCCACCACGCUGAGGUCGCGCGCGGCGAGCACGAGACGAUGAUGCACAUUUUGAAAUAAAAGAAUGAUGCACAUUUUAAUAAAGCACAGUAUAAAUAUUCUUUCCA